This is a messenger RNA of Emericellopsis cladophorae, 1053 nucleotides long. RefSeq lists its product as uncharacterized. Bases 1 to 1053 code for a protein of 350 amino acids. The transcript is spliced from 4 exons. NCBI's taxonomy places the organism in Eukaryota, Fungi, Ascomycota, Sordariomycetes, Hypocreales, Bionectriaceae. The record is from RefSeq and is a predicted model, not a curated record.
AUGGGUCAGAUCGAGGAUAUCGUCGAGUAUCACGUCCUUCGAAAACAUCAAAGAUGCCGGUCCUCGGAGGAGCAACUCGAUCUUUGGCAGACCUUGCCUGAACUACCACUUGCAACGGAGCUGCUAUCCGGAGACCCGCCCGACCUUCCAUACGACUACCAGUACGAAGCUCCACGCGACAAAAAUGACUACCUGCGCUGGCAAUAUCUGAUGUACCGGUAUGAGGGUGUUGAGUCCAUGCGCCGUGCUAUCGCUGUGUUUCGAAGAAGGCCUUGCGAACAGCCUCGUGAUGCCUACGUCUACACUCAGGCCCGUAUCCAAGGAUACACUUUCUCGAGGCAAGGUGCAGCCGCACGUGUCGCAUUCUCCACAGACAUAUCCAAAGUACGCGUGGAUUGGGAGAACACUUCAAGGCUCACUCCUGGAUCCCUGAUUGCCCUGAGUCCCAAGAAAGAUGGGUUUCAAACGAAAUGCCUGGUAGCAACAGUCGCCGCCCGGCCAAUUCUCGGUGGACUGAUCCCUAACCCAGAGUUUGGCGAGACUGAGGACACCCCUCCACGCAUCGACAUAUUCUGGAGCAACCCAGAAGACGCAGUCAUUGAUCCUCUCGAAGAAAUGUUUAUGAUUGAACCCAAGUCCGGUUACUUCGAGACUGUCCGUCAUGCGAUGAUAGGCCUGCAGCAUGCUGCCGUUUCCGAGAGCCGACCGACUCCUAUCAUAGUGGCCGCACAGACGAACCAUGCGCUCGACCAGCUCCUCCUUGAGUGUAUGCAGCCAGGCCUGGACGGCGUCGCCAUGGUCAACAUUGCCAGACUUGGUAGCAGGUCCCAAGACGAAAGUAUCCAGCAGACUACGCUUUUCAACCUGAGGACAAAGUCAAAGAAGUACGGGCGUGGAGGACACCAAGCCUGGACUGAUGCCGAGUCCAAAGCCAUCGAGUUCGAGUCAUUGAUGCAUAUCUGCUUUCCAAAUGGCCUAGUCUCUUUCAAGGUCCUGCUGGAGGAAGGCAUUAUCACGCCCGUGCAAUAUGAUUCCCUCGAUGAAGAUGACUAG